GGGCGGAGAUAGCCCAAAGGAGCCUGGGUAAUCGAACCUUAACCCGAUGGCGCGAAAGGACGCCCGCCUCUCCUACUGUUAAACGGACGGUGAUCAUUUAAAAAAGUACAGUCUGAAUAUGGAUUCCAAAACCGCGAAGGUUUCCACAUGGCUGUCAAAGAUUUUUGAGGAUCAGCAGGUCCCUUUCUAUGAAGUGAACCCGUGGACCAUGGAUGUUCUGUGUCGUCUGAUGGAGCGGAAUGAAAUGCGAGACAGUGAUGUCAUGCAGCUGAUUGAGGAUGUGAAGCAAAAAUCUGUGGAGUACAAGUCUGAUGCUGACUACUUGCAGGGUUUCAUUAUGGAGAGUGUGGGUUUGUCCUCCACUAGUCUCUCCAGUAAUGGAUCCAGCUGUCUGAAAAAUCUGGUGAAUAGCAGCCUUGCCUUGGACCUAAAAGAUACCUCUCAAACCAGCUUUGUGCUUGCAAUAAAAGAUUUGGCCUCUGACUGUUUAGCAGCUGAGAACAGAAGUCAAGUGGUUGUAAUUAGUGACCUGUCGAAGAAACUGACUGAAACCAUCAAUCUGGAAAAGUCUCUGGAAAAGGAUUUACUGCAGACAGAUGCCUGUCUCAUUGAAGCCAAGGCAAAAGCAGAGUGUAAAAAGCAGAAUGCAGAAUUCUUCAGAAAAAAAAUGAAAGAAUGGAGCCAACUGAGCCAAAGUUUAGAGAGUGACCUGAAGCAAGUUGGAUUCGAUGCAUGUCUAGAUCAUCAAUCGCUUGUAGAACUUUCUGAGAGGUUGGAAAAUGUGAAGAAGGAAGUAGAAUCUUUGAAUGCAAAGCUGAAAUCCUAUCAUGACUUGACACCCAAUUUCUACAGUGCCAAAGUAAAAAUUGAAGAAACAAAAUUGGAGUUGAGCAAGGUUGAUCGUCUACUUUCUGAGAAGAUGGAUGCUCUGAGCUGUGUGUCACCUGAAGUGAAUCCUCUUAAAUGAGCAACAAACUGACUUUGGAUCAAAUUUCUCUUUCCUAAUGUGAAGCAUCUAAGACUGUUUGUGUGUCUGAAACUUUUGACCAGUAGUCUAAUUCAAUGGAGUCUAUAUAUUUUCAGGUUUGCAAUAAUAAUUAAAGGUUAUAGCAGGCUCAUUACUUUGGAUCAGUGAAGUUCAUAUGAAAUACACCUAGAAUAUACCUUUUAUGCUUGUCAUUUAAGUGUAAUGACGCUUUUUAAAUAGUUCCAUGUUGAUGCUGUUGGGAGAAAACGUCACAUUGCUUGCAGCUAGUGUUGUUCCAGCAUAUGGUGAAACCUCUGUGGUGUCAAGGGACUUCCAUAACUGAUUAUUUACUGACAUCUCAUUGGUUCUCCUUUUAUAUUACAAUGGUUGGUGAACUAAGGUUGCAGGUAGUGAUCAUGCGGUCCUAGAUUUAAAAUUUUGGAAGUGCCAGCGCUUGAUAUUUCUGAUUGGUGUACACUUCUUUUUCUCAUCAUUCUUUAUUUCCUAAAUUUAUCCUUCUUUUCUACCUAGUCUGAAAGAUUGACUGUAGUUUCAAUGUAUCUUUUGCAUGAUUGCUGGCAAGUUGUUUAGUGCUGGAGAGAGAGAGAGGUCUCCCUGGUUGAGCUUGUCUUGUCUUCUCUCGCAUCUUCCUGCAGCAAUACAUUUAUCAGAAUUAGGGGGCUUUUUUGCCCUAAUCUAAGAAAACAUUAUUAGCUAUGCUGAGAUCAAUAUGUUGUUUGAACUUGAUGCCUUCCUGAUUUUUAUGCUUAAUCUAAUGCUGUAGUUACAUAUAGAUCUGUUUGCAUGGAAUCUCCCUUUCAUGUUUUGAUACAUUGAAACAUUACCUUGUUCUGCCUUGUAUACUUUGAAUAAAUGACUUAUUUUAGAGUUCUUGUAUCUGUACCAUGUCUGUUCUGUGACAGAACCAAGAAAUUGUGUAGCAUUAUACAAAAAUAAAUAUAACUGCCAUAGAUAACUA
Rhincodon typus (whale shark) is the source of this 1946-nucleotide messenger RNA. RefSeq names its product HAUS augmin-like complex, subunit 1 (gene haus1). The record is from RefSeq and is a predicted model, not a curated record. Lineage: Eukaryota; Metazoa; Chordata; Chondrichthyes; Orectolobiformes; Rhincodontidae. Gene Ontology annotation, biological process: spindle assembly; centrosome cycle. Gene Ontology annotation, cellular component: cytosol; HAUS complex. Bases 119 to 967 code for a protein of 282 amino acids. The transcript has 9 exons.